Molecule: messenger RNA, 426 nt
Organism: Durotheca rogersii
Lineage: Eukaryota; Fungi; Ascomycota; Sordariomycetes; Xylariales; Xylariaceae
Exons: 1
Coding region: 64-285 (73 amino acids)
Source: RefSeq, a predicted model, not a curated record
GGAUAGGUGGGAGCUCCGGCGCCGGUGAAAUACCACUACUCCUAUUGUUUUUUUACUUAUUCGAUGGAGCGGGGCUGGAUUUUCGUCCAACUUCUGGUGCUAAGGUCCUCCGCGGGCCGACCCGGGUUGAAGACAUGGUCAGGUGGGGAUGGAUGGAUGGAUGGAUAUUUAACGUCACUUUUCUACCUAUGUACAGAUAAUGAGACGGGCCCGCGACGACGGCGGCACGAAGGGGCAGGUAGCCGUAUAAUCGCCCGUUCAGUCGGGAAAACCCCCCACGGCUAGAUGUCCACGGUAUCGUACCCGCACCCUUCGCUCCCUACCGGUAUUUUCCCCAUAGCGGUAGGGGCCAUUUUGGUUAGGCACCCGGAGGAAAGCUUCGCCUCGACGGACAGCAGUAAAACCUCCGUUCCUACUUUCUCUCUC